Molecule: messenger RNA, 1272 nt
Organism: Haliotis rubra (blacklip abalone)
Lineage: Eukaryota; Metazoa; Mollusca; Gastropoda; Lepetellida; Haliotidae
Product: sialic acid-binding Ig-like lectin 14
Exons: 8
Coding region: 265-1272 (335 amino acids)
Biological process (GO): cell-cell adhesion
Cellular component (GO): cell-cell junction
Molecular function (GO): cell adhesion molecule binding
Source: RefSeq, a predicted model, not a curated record
GCCACAGUGGAGGUUUGGUACGGACCAGACACAGACCAGGUGAGAGUGACAAAACCAGCAAACACUGUGGUAGCGGAGGACCGUGACCUGACCUUAACAUGUAAAACCUUGACCUCCGUGUCUCCUGGCGUGACCUUCACCUGGGACUACAGUGACGGGUCGGACAUUACAGGAGGAAGUACAGGAUCUGUGACAAAAUCACCGAGUACCACGUGGUCACAGACUCGGGACAUUCCGUCCUGUCAGGAGCAAGCCAGAUGUCAGAUGCAGUGUGAGAAACACCAGGACAGCAGUGGUCGUCAACAAGACUCUGUCACUCGGGGAUGUCAAGUACCCACCUCCAGGCCGCCCUACAGUCCAGGAUUUCACCUCUGUGAUGUAUGCUGGAGUCCAAAAGACCAUCCGGUGCACAGUGACGGGGGCAAUCCUCUGGCCGACAUCACGUGGUCCUGUUACAACACCAGCAACACCGACAGUGAGUCCAGCAGCGGGGGAACCAAGACAUCCUCACUCACCUUUCUGGUCACUAAACUCCAGAACUCCAGACGGUGUCAGUGUCAAGCAACGUGGAUAUAUGGAGGAUACGAUGAGACUGUGACACAGACAUUUACUGUGUAUUAUCCACCCGACAAACCCACCACAACCAACCCUGGUACUCUGUGUCAAGGAAGGGCUACAUCACUGACCUGCUCCUCGUCCCCUGACCACGGCAACCCUCCGGCCACCUUCUACUGGACAAAGAACAGCAUAGCAGUCCACACAGGCAGCUCCUACACUUUCUCUCCAGUGAAGGCCGACAACGGAGCUGACAUCAGAUGUGCUGCUGGUAACACCUACACCGACAGAGCCGGGUCCUCACGUCCACAGUCAAAUGCCAGGCAGCUCAGUGUAUAUUAUGUGGGAGCACCAUCAAUUACUCCAGCUGCCACACAGACCAGGAAAGAAGGAGAGAGCCUGGUUCUCUCACAUGUUCAGUUGAUGUACGCAACAAGACUAGGCGGUGACGUGAUUGUGUCUGUGUCAGUCCUGGCCUACCCCCUUCCUUCAUUCACCUGGAGUAGAUCCAUCAGCACCAGCCAGGACCUCACUGGUUCCUCCAGCCCUGUCUCAGACAUCUCAGUCACUGCCAGACUACACCUUACUAACCUCCAGGAACAGGACUUCGGGGACUACAGUCUUACAGUGGACAAUGGAGUUGGCGAGUCAGUGACAUACACAGUCAACAUAGUGCCUUCAGUUGGCGAGUGUGGGCAUGAGAGACGCCAGGAAUGA